CCUUCAGGUAGGAGGUCCUGGAUGACUUUGGACGUCCGCUCAGCCGGGUUGCAGAAGCGGGCCAGCGUGUGUCCUGCUGUUUUCCUGUCUCUGUGGACGUAGGCCUCUGCCGCAGACAUGCUCCGCCAGAUUAUCGGGCAAGCCAGGAAGCAUCCCAGCUUGAUCCCUCUCUUCAUAUUUAUUGGAGCAGGAGGCACUGGAGCAGCACUGUAUGUGUUGCGCUUAGCAAUGUUCAAUCCAGAUGUCUGCUGGGACAGGAAGAAUAACCCAGAGCCUUGGAACAAACUGGGUCCCAAUGAUCAAUACAAGUUCUAUUCAGUGAAUGUUGACUACAGCAAACUGAAGAAAGAAGGCCCCGACUUCUAAACUAUGAAGUUCACCAUAAAGCUGCUUACAAUGAAGGUUUUCCUGAAGCCAUCCGCACAAUUUUCCACUUAACCAGGAAAUACUCUCCUCUUAAUGCAUGAAAUCAUGUUGAUUUUUUUGGAGUUAUUACACUGAUGAAUAAAUCUCUGAAACUUGAAA
Psammomys obesus (fat sand rat) is the source of this 525-nucleotide messenger RNA. RefSeq names its product NDUFA4 mitochondrial complex associated (gene Coxfa4). The transcript is spliced from 4 exons. The coding region runs from base 118 to 366 and encodes 82 amino acids. The record is from RefSeq and is a predicted model, not a curated record. Lineage: Eukaryota; Metazoa; Chordata; Mammalia; Rodentia; Muridae.